AUGUGGGCUAUUUGGUCAGAGAAAAAUAAAGUUUUACAUGGUGGAGUAAGGCGAGAUGGAUCCUAUAUUGUUUCCUAUGCAACUCACUAUUAUGGAAACUUCCUUGCCACUCGCAAUUGGGCUAAAGCGCCUACUGCCAUGGCUGCACCAACUGCAACUGAACAACAUCACAAGCCAACGGAGGGAGUUCCAUGGAGGCCACCUGAUCUGAAUGGUAUCAAACUUAAUGUGGAUGCGGCGAUCAACCAAAUGACAAAAACACUGGGUAUUGGAACGAUUAUUCGAGAUCAUAAUGGAGUUGUUCUUGUUGCCAUUUCUAAAUCGGUCCAAGGAUAUUUUCGAUCAAAUGAGAUGGAAGCGAAAGCUCUCUUUCAUAGCAUCAACUGGGCAAGUCAACUACAAAUCCCUGUAACAAACAUUGAAACAGAUGCUUUAAGAGUCUUUAAUGUGCUAUCAAUUACAUUCUUAGAUUUGUCUUCUUUUUCAAAUUUAAUUUUUGAUGUUCGUAAUCUUUUAUCCUCUUUUUUUGUAGUUGUUGUCUCAAAUGUUCGGAGACAUGCUAACCAAGGAGCACAUGAGUUAGUUAAAUAUGCCCUAGAGUUGGAUGAAAAUGUCUCUUAG
This is a messenger RNA of Cannabis sativa, 621 nucleotides long. RefSeq lists its product as uncharacterized. NCBI's taxonomy places the organism in Eukaryota, Viridiplantae, Streptophyta, Magnoliopsida, Rosales, Cannabaceae. Gene Ontology annotation, molecular function: RNA-DNA hybrid ribonuclease activity; nucleic acid binding. Bases 1 to 621 code for a protein of 206 amino acids. The transcript has a single exon. The record is from RefSeq and is a predicted model, not a curated record.